AUCUUAGAAAAAAAAACAUUUUCCAACAUGAAAUGGAGAAAGAAUAAGAAUAAAUUCAGAAAGAACAUGGUUCGUAUCGCAAAAUCAAAAUUGAAGGAAACUUGAGUUCACGCUUUUCAACGCAUAUAGAACCACUUCAUCAAUCCAUAUUUCUAGAAUAGAGUUGUAGGCUUGGUUACUCAUCGAUAUUUAUAUAAAAUUCACAAAUAUCUGCUCUCCCUCAGUCUCUUCUACAAAGGAGAUCGGUAGAGAUCACAAAGCAAAAACCAUGGCUGACACACUCGCUUCUUUAAGGUCUCUGAUGGCUUCUCACUCUCCGCCUCUCGAUGCCUUAGUUGUUCCCUCUGAGGAUUGUCAUCAGAGUGAGUACGUUUCUGCACGGGAUAAGAGGCGGGAAUUUGUUUCUGGAUUCACUGGAAGUGCAGGUUUGGCACUUAUUACAAUGAAUGAUGCUCGACUGUGGACCGAUGGACGCUAUUUCUUGCAGGCAAUGCAACAACUUAGCAAUCAGUGGACUCUCAUGCGUAUUGGAGAGGACCCUCCUGUGGAUACAUGGAUGGCUGAUAAUCUAGCAGCACAUGCGACAGUUGGUAUUGAUCCAUGGUGUAUAUCAGUAGACACUGCACAAAGAUGGGAGGGUGCUUUUGCUAAUAAACAGCAGAAGCUGAUUCAAACUACAACGAAUUUGGUAGAUGAAGUCUGGAAAAAUCGACCCCCACAAGAAUCAAAUCCCGUCAUUGUCCAUCCAUUGGAAUUUACAGGUCGUUCAGUUGCAGACAAGUUGAAGGAUCUGAGAGAAAAAUUCAAACAUGAGAAGGCUCGUGGCAUGAUCAUUACAACACUGGAUGAGGUUGCUUGGUUGUAUAAUAUUCGUGGGAAUGAUGUAUCCUACUGUCCAGUUGUUCAUGCAUUUGCUAUAGUAACAUCCAACUCAGCCUUCCUUUAUGUGGACAAGAGAAAGGUUUCUAGCGAGGCAAACUCUUAUUUGGUGGAGAAUGGAAUUGAGGUUCGGGAGUACACUGCAGUGAGUUCAGAUGUACUCUUGCUUGCAUCUAAUCAGCUCGACUCAAUAUCAUCUGCAUCUAAAGGAACUGAUGCUGAAGUCACAAAAGAUAUGAAAGUGGAUUCCAGUGCAACUGAUGUCACUGAAAAUGGUACAUCUGAAUCAGAAGGAAAUACAUUCGACCUUAUAUGGGUCGACCCUGGUUCAUGCUGCUAUGCUUUAUAUUCAAAGUUGAAUUCUGAGAAAGUGCUCCUGAAGCAGUCACCUUUGGCCCUCGCAAAAGCUUUAAAGAACCCAGUUGAGUUGGAUGGAUUAAGAAAGGCGCACAUUCGUGAUGGUGCUGCUGUUGUGCAAUAUCUUGUCUGGUUGGAUAAGCAGAUGCAGGAUAUUUAUGGAGCUUCUGGUUACUUCUUGGAAGGUGGAAGUGCAAACAAGAAAAAGGAUUUGGAAACUGGAAAACUGACAGAGGUGACUGUAAGCGAUAAGCUGGAAAGUUUUCGAGCAUCUAAAGAGCUUUUUAGAGGCUUAAGUUUCCCAACAAUUUCAUCCGUGGGUCCAAAUGCCGCAAUCAUCCACUACUCUCCACAGGCCGAAACAUGUGCUGAGCUUGAUCCAAAUAGCAUCUAUCUGUUUGAUUCUGGAGCUCAGUAUCUGGAUGGAACAACUGAUAUAACUCGCACGGUCCAUUUCGGAAAGCCAUCAGCUCAUGAAAAAGCAUGCUAUACUGCGGUUCUCAAGGGCCAUAUCGCCCUUGGUAACGCUCGAUUUCCUAAUGGGACUAAUGGUCAUGCCCUUGACAUUCUUGCGAGAAUCCCUUUAUGGAAGGAUGGUCUUGAUUAUCGGCAUGGUACUGGUCAUGGAAUUGGGUCUUACCUGAAUGUUCAUGAAGGGCCCCAUUUGAUUAGUUUCAGGCCACAGGCUCGUAAUGUGCCUCUGCAGGCUUCCAUGACUGUAACAGAUGAACCUGGAUACUAUGAGGAUGGGAACUUUGGUAUAAGAUUGGAGAAUGUGCUUAUAGUUAAUGACGGCAAUACAAAAUUCAAUUUUGGUGACAAGGGCUAUCUAUCAUUUGAGCACAUAACUUGGGCACCAUAUCAAAGUAAGUUAAUCGAUGUGAGCCUAUUAGUGCCGGAUGAGAUAGAUUGGCUGAACACCUAUCAUUCGAGAUGUAGAGAUAUUCUGGCUCCAUAUUUGGAUGAAUCUGAGAAGGCAUGGUUGAAGAAAGCCACUGAACCUAUUGCCGUCUGAUCUUGACUUCUAUAAACCAGAGGGUUUAUUACUGCUCUGCUCUCUGUGUAAAAAUAAAAAUAAGGAGAAAAGAGACUUCAGUUCAUUACUCGCAUGACGAGCAUCAUCUGGAUAUUGCUAUUUUAGUUUUCACUGGUGAUUAUUAUUGUAUUCAUGAUAUUAGUACAUAGGCCUGAGUUCUGCAAGUUUUUCAAUGCAUUUAUGUUAUAAUUUCUAAAUUUGAGCA
Jatropha curcas is the source of this 2477-nucleotide messenger RNA. It is a transcript of the gene APP1, whose product is annotated as aminopeptidase P1. The record is from RefSeq and is a predicted model, not a curated record. Gene Ontology annotation, molecular function: metalloaminopeptidase activity. Lineage: Eukaryota; Viridiplantae; Streptophyta; Magnoliopsida; Malpighiales; Euphorbiaceae.